AACCAAUCAGAUACCCUCCUCGAAAGGGCCUGAAAUCAAACACCCAGCCCUAUUAGAUAUUAGAUUAGAGAAGGGAUAAAGUCGAGAAUGACAUUCAAAUUGAACAACUGUGUGGUGUGGGCUUCGCCCCUUUUGUAAGGGUUUACGAGGUGAACUCGGAAGCGUGGGCGUCAAGCAUCAAGUGGAGGCGCCGAAUCGUUGCAAGAGGGGGUACUAAGCGGGAUCGACCGGUCAGAAGCCAAGCUGGCCAAAAGGCAUAGGGGUUCCUCUGAGCUGGCAGGCUCAUCUCACUGAUUGUGUGCUUUUAUUGGAUAACUCCCAUCAAGGGAAAGUGCACUUUAGCUCUAUUCCGUUUCCACAACGUGUUGAUUUCCCGCGUUGACCCCUAAACACUAUGGUAUGGCAUCAAGGUCGGCAACCCAAAAGGGUCGGGCCUCAACUGAUUGACUUAUUUAUAAGGGGAAAUCCACGAAUAUAUAUAUAACAAGACAAGCACUUGCAUACAGAAAGACCCCUUGCGCCUAGACCGAUAGCCCACGUCUUCCACGUAAGUAGUUGAGUUAACGCCCCUUUCGCAACAAGUGCUCGAGUAUGUAAACAACCUCUCCUUUCAGUCGAGUUGCUAAAGCACCUCUCGCAACAAGUGCUCGAGUCACUCCGUGCCUCUCCUUUGCUGUUCGAGUAAACAAGAAAUGCUCGAGUUACUAAAUACCUAAGGGGCCCCUCUCUGAUAAGGAAAAAAACGAAAAAAUCUCAAAUUUAUGAAAAAUCUGGUUCGAUGGCUGUUCUCCACAAACCACAAGGAUAUAGGGACUCUCUAUUUCAUUUUCGGUGCCAUUGCUGGAGUGAUGGGCACAUGCUUCUCAGUACUUAUUCGUAUGGAAUUAGCACGACCCGGCGAUCAAAUUCUUGGUGGGAAUCAUCAACUUUAUAAUGUUUUAAUAACAGCUCAUGCUUUUUUAAUGAUCUUUUUUAUGGUUAUGCCGGCGAUGAUAGGUGGAUUUGGUAAUUGGUUUGUUCCGAUUCUGAUAGGUGCACCUGACAUGGCAUUUCCACGAUUAAAUAAUAUUUCAUUCUGGUUGUUGCCACCAAGUCUCUUGCUCCUAUUAAGCUCAGCCUUAGUAGAAGUAGGUAGCGGCACUGGGUGGACGGUCUAUCCGCCCUUAAGUGGUAUUACCAGUCAUUCUGGAGGAGCAGUUGAUUUAGCAAUUUUUAGUCUUCAUCUAUCUGGUGUUUCAUCCAUUUUAGGUUCUAUCAAUUUUAUAACAACUAUCUUCAACAUGCGUGGACCUGGAAUGACUAUGCAUAGAUUACCCCUAUUUGUGUGGUCCGUUCUAGUGACAGCAUUCCUACUUUUAUUAUCACUCCCGGUACUGGCAGGGGCAAUUACCAUGUUAUUAACCGAUCGAAACUUUAAUACAACCUUUUUUGAUCCCGCUGGAGGGGGAGACCCAAUUUUAUAUCAGCAUCUCUUUUGGUUCUUCGGUCAUCCAGAGGUGUAUAUUCUCAUUCUGCCUGGAUUCGGUAUCAUAAGUCAUAUCGUUUCUACUUUUUCGGGAAAACCGGUCUUCGGGUAUCUAGGCAUGGUUUAUGCCAUGAUCAGUAUUGGUGUCUUAGGAUUUCUUGUUUGGGCUCAUCAUAUGUUUACUGUGGGCUUAGACGUAGAUACCCGUGCCUACUUCACCGCAGCUACCAUGAUCAUAGCUGUCCCCACUGGAAUCAAAAUCUUUAGUUGGAUCGCUACCAUGUGGGGGGGUUCGAUACAAUACAAAACACCCAUGUUAUUUGCUGUAGGAUUUAUCUUUUUGUUCACCAUAGGAGGACUCACUGGAAUAGUCCUGGCAAAUUCAGGGCUAGACAUUGCUCUACAUGAUACUUAUUAUGUGGUUGCACAUUUCCAUUAUGUACUUUCUAUGGGAGCCGUUUUUGCUUUAUUUGCAGGAUUUUACUAUUGGGUGGGUAAAAUCUUUGGUCGGACAUACCCUGAAACUUUAGGUCAAAUCCAUUUUUGGAUCACUUUUUUCGGGGUUAAUUUGACCUUCUUUCCUAUGCAUUUCUUAGGGCUUUCAGGUAUGCCACGUCGUAUUCCAGAUUAUCCAGAUGCUUACGCUGGAUGGAAUGCCCUUUCCAGUUUUGGCUCUUAUAUAUCCGUAGUUGGGAUUUGUUGUUUCUUCGUGGUCGUAACAAUCACUUUAAGCAGUGGAAAUAACAAAAGAUGUGCUCCAAGUCCUUGGGCUCUUGAACUUAAUUCAACUACACUGGAAUGGAUGGUACAAAGUCCUCCUGCUUUUCAUACUUUUGGAGAACUUCCAGCUAUCAAGGAGACGAAAAGCUAUGUGAAGUAAAAGAAGAAAAGGUCGCCGACUGCUACUAAGAA
Eruca vesicaria subsp. sativa (arugula) is the source of this 2377-nucleotide messenger RNA. The record is from the annotation of a GenBank genome assembly. Lineage: Eukaryota; Viridiplantae; Streptophyta; Magnoliopsida; Brassicales; Brassicaceae.